UCUGCUCUGUGUUGUUAUUUGAAUGGCAGGACGGGGAAGAAGAAGAAAAAGGCAAACGCUCCCGUCCGUGAAUGACUGAAGGUACCGGAGACACUUUAAACUACCUGUCUGUCUGUGACACAUCCGGUCUGAGCCGAGAGCGCGAGAGACAGCUAGAGAAGAGCCGUUAACGUCAGGACUGAUUUUCUGCAUCACCCGAUCGACGUCCGCCAGCCGGUGAAGACGCCAUGCUCAUCCGGUCCCCUCGUGGCCGUGCCGGUACAUCCAUCGCCCUCCUCGGGUCCCAGCUGAUGUUAGUUCUGGCGGUGCUGCUUCUGUGCCCCGUGGGCCGAGUGACAUGUCAGGGGGAAGGUCGGACGCAGUCCCCCACCCAGGUGCUCCAGGACCUGCUGUCCCGCUACGGAGACAACAGCACCAUCUCGGUGCCCCAGCUGCGCUCGCUGCUGGCCCUCAUCAGCCAGGGUCAGGGGGACGGGGGCGGGGACGGCGGCAGCAACGUGGCCGAGGCGCCGACGAUAAACACGACUCCAAAAUCCAAAAACAGCUCCAAGUGCUUGCCUGCAGACACGCUGGCCGUCUACAGCAUCAGCGAGCAGUCGCGGCUGGACGGCCAGGGCUUAUGGGAGCUUUGCCCCACCAUGCUGCAGCAGCUGGACGCCGGCACCUGCAGGGCGCAAAAAGAGGAGGAGUCAGUCAUUGAACCCGCCCCCAGGCCCACAGACGGCGAAGUGUGGGGCUUUUCUUUCCUGAGCGUGACGGUGAUCAAUGCCUUCUCCCUCACCGGCGUCUGCAUCGCCCCCCUGAUGAAGACGCGCUACAUGAAACAAGUGCUCGUCUUUUUCAUCGCUCUAGCCAUCGGCACGCUGUACUCCACGGCCAUCCUGCAGCUGCUGCCAGAGGCCUUUGGUUUUGACCCCAUGGUGGAUUUCUACGUGUCCAAAUCUUCGAUGGUGUUCGCCGGCUUCUACCUCUUCUUCUUCACGGAGAAGGUCCUCCGGGUGCUCCUCAAGCAGAAGAACAGGGGUCACGGUCACAGCCACGUCCCCAGCGCCGACCGUUACUCGACGCCCGACGCCGACGUGGAGGAGGGCGAGAAGGAGAAACUGCAGCACAACGGAGAGGCCAGUGGUCUGGCUCUGGGGAAGGUGGACGCAGGGGAGGUGGAGCUGAUGCUCAGCCCCGCCCAGACACCGCAGGACUCCCAGAGCCCGGAGAGCGGGGGGGGUCGGACCGCCGGCGGCUGCUAUUGGCUGAAGGGGGCGAUGUACUCCGACAUCGGCACGCUGGCCUGGAUGAUCACGCUGAGCGACGGCCUCCACAACUUCAUCGACGGCCUGGCCAUCGGCGCCUCCUUCACUGCCUCCGUCUUCCAGGGCGUCAGCACCUCCGUGGCCAUCCUGUGCGAGGAGUUCCCCCACGAGCUCGGAGACUUCGUGAUCCUGCUGAACGCCGGCAUGAGCAUCCAGCAGGCGCUGUUCUUCAACUUCCUGUCGGCGUGCUGCUGCUACCUCGGCAUGGGCUUCGGCAUCCUGGCCGGCAACAGCUUCUCCCCCAACUGGAUCUUCGCCCUGGCCGGGGGGAUGUUCCUCUACAUCGCUCUGGCGGACAUGUUACCGGAGAUGAACAAGGUGAGUCGUGAGGAAGAGGACGCCGGUGGCAGCAGAUUCCUCAUCACUUUUGCCAUCCAGAACGCCGGCCUGCUGACGGGCUUCUCCAUCAUGCUGCUGCUCACCACCUACUCUGGACAGAUCCAGCUCGGAUAGCCAGUUUAAACUGCACCGCCCCCUCCCCCCUCUCUCCAAGAGGAGGGAACUGUCUCCUCCUCUUCUUCUUCUCCUCUUUAUCUUUCUCCCAUCCUCGGUUUCCUGGGACAGUCUUCUGGCUGCUGUGCGGCAGGUACGCACACACACACCUACUUGAUCAAAAAAAGACGUGAACACGUGGAGUUCCCUACAUGCAGUAGAUCCCGUGCCGAGCGGGACCCCCCCACAGUCUAGAAACAUCACCUGAAGCAUAGACGAGUUAAAGACUUCUGAAACUGAGAUGCAAAAUACUCGCCCAGUCGCUCAAAACUUGUUCCUCCUAUUCUCAAGACUUCUGGUCGGCCAUUUUGGCUUUUUCCUUUCCUUACCCUUUUCAUUUCCUCCCUUUUCCUUUCCUUUCCCUUCCUUUCCUUUCCUCCCAUUUCCUUUCCUUUCCUUCCCUUCUCUUAUGUUUCCUUUCCUCCCCUUCCCUUUCCUUUCCUCCCCUUACCUUUCCUUCCCUUCUCUUAUGUUUCCUUUCCUCCCCUUCCCUUUCCUUUCCUCCGCUUCCCUUUCCCUUUCCUUCCCUUUCCUUCCCUUGUCCCUCAGUGGAUGUCAUUGAGCCUGAAGUGAGAUUCACGACACACAGUAUUUAUAUGGCAGGACAUCCUCAGGAGGUGGGAAAAGCACAAUCAGGUAACAGCAGCUAUAAUAUCGACAUCCUUCUCCUCCACACUUUAAACUCCUCUCUCUUUUUUUCUCAUUAAAUACCAAAAAGAAACUAAUCGUUAGGAAGCCGAACUGGAAUUUUAAUGAACUUCAAACUGACUUCCAGCUGGAUCAUAAUCGUUUAUGCGUGUCGAUGUUAUAUAUAUAUAUUUUUAUACGUGAUAAACAUGAACUAUGAAUUUUUUUUGAAGACCAAACGUGGGCAGACCAUCGAGAACAUGGAGACGUUCAGAGGGUGACAGAGAUCCCCAAAGCAACCCGGAUCGGACAAAAAGUCCACACACGGAACCAUGAAGGUGACAUCUGGAACCGAAAAUGGUUCUUCAGAGUGAUGCCACGGAAGAACCAUUUUUGGUUCCACAAAGAACCUUUCAAACCAGGGUUCUAGAACCAUUUCCUUAAAUAGUUCUUCAAAGAACCUAUUAAGGUGUCUCAAAGAACCUUUAAAAAAUGGUUCUUUAAGGCACCAUUUCUGGUUCCACAAAGAACCUUUCAAACCAGGGUUCUCUAAAGAACCUUUUCCUUAAAGAGUUCUUCAAAUAUCCUAUAAAGGUAUCUCAAACCAAAAGAAUGGUUCUUCAGUAGGUGAUGGUUCUUCUUGGAACCACAAAGUUUUUUAAAGAACCCUUUAGGAACCAUUAUUUUUCUGCGUGCAGGUGUUCAUAUUGGUGACUUCAUGUCGUUUACCUUCUGCUCUUCAUUGAUUCAUCACUGAAUAGUUUUUUUAUUCCUCGUAUCAUCUGAAUCUUCGGCCUCCGCAGGCUGUUUCUCCCAGAAUGCUCUAUUCUUUUACAGCGCAGCAAAGGUUUGAAGAAGAUCAAUCGUAUGUAUAUCUACACACGCAGCUCCGCCUACUUUUCUGUGACUGUAUUUAUAUUAAUCACACAUAAUAUUGAUGGAGAAAUGAAGUUGUCUACUGUAUUGUUGAUGCUGCAAAUUGCUCUUUAAUCCAUAUUUACUGAUAUCAAUAUAGCUGUUAUCCAGGAUCCAUUUUUUUCCGACAGAACGCACAACAUCUUAUUCUGUAGAUUUAAUAUUAUAAUUUUAUUUUUUAAAGAGCUGUAGUUUAUUAUUUAUUAGAAAUAGAAACCGGGAGCCAUGAUUGGCCGUCAUAUUGUUUUAAGAGCUGAAUGUUUUUUUGUUAUUGCCCGGAUGGAGAAGGCCAGCUAUGAAAAACGUGUACCAUGUGGUACAGUAUUACUGCCGCUUGAUAUUUAAGAUGUAUGGUAUAUUAUGCAUUGUUGUUAUAGCCAUAGAAUAUUUAUUUUAUGCUUUACACACUAACAGUUAAAAUAUUCAGUUUACAUCACGAGCCAUGAAAGCAGUUGAAGAGUCUGUCUUUUAACCCUCCUGUUAGCUUCAAAUUUACUAACAUAUUUUACCUGUGGGGUCAAUUUGACCCCAGCAAUUAAAACCUCCAGAAAAUGAUUAGAAUUUACAAGUUGUGUACAGGACAUUGAAAACAUAUCAUGUGAAUUUUAUGUUUUCCCAGUUGUCCCCAAUAAAUUAGGAAAAGUCAUGAAAUGUGAAGCAAAAAGAAUGAUGUCAAUAAUUUUUUUAGAGACGUCAAACAUUGAAUGGGGUCAAAUUGACCCCAAAAGUAACAGGAGGGUUACAAAAAUUUUUGUUAUCUUUGUUUCAGUAUUUUAUUUUGAAUGUGAUAUCUUUUUGCAUUGAGCAUUUAAAUCUGUAUGUUUACAAACUGAAAUCGGAGCGUAGAACCUCAAACUGAACUCAUGGUCUGUUAUGAUAAUAUAAACAUCGGAAAGUCGAGGUCGGAUUCAUAAAUGUCUUAUUGCACACGGACAAUAAGACAUGAAACCAGACGUCUCUUUUUUUCAGAGUUAAACAACCAACCAAUGUUUUACUUCUCUGAAGAUUUUGAUCAUUUAUUGAUGUGCUUUAAGAAUGAAUAAUUUAAUAACAUUGUACAUAAUGUAAUCUACGGGAUUCCUCAUGAGCCUUCUCUCUGUGUGUGUCAUGGAAAUCUUUUUUUAUAAACAUUCUUUUCCAAGAACA
Pseudoliparis swirei is the source of this 4490-nucleotide messenger RNA. It is a transcript of the gene slc39a14, whose product is annotated as solute carrier family 39 member 14. NCBI's taxonomy places the organism in Eukaryota, Metazoa, Chordata, Actinopteri, Perciformes, Liparidae. Gene Ontology annotation, molecular function: zinc ion transmembrane transporter activity. The coding region runs from base 228 to 1763 and encodes 511 amino acids. The transcript has 9 exons. Gene Ontology annotation, cellular component: membrane. The record is from RefSeq and is a predicted model, not a curated record. Gene Ontology annotation, biological process: zinc ion import across plasma membrane; intracellular zinc ion homeostasis.